GCUGAAAUCCUAAUGAACCGACCCCACGCGAGAAAUUCAUUGGGAAAAGUAUUUGUAAAUGAACUGUUCAGCAUUCUGGAACAACUCCGCUUUGAUGAGAAGGUUCGCGUGGUGGUGUUCAAGAGUGAGGUGAAAGGUGUAUUUUGUGCUGGUGCAGAUUUAAAGGAACGUGCGAAGAUGGAUGAUGCAGAAGUUGGACACUUUGUUAAAAGGCUGAGAAAUCUCAUGGAUGAAAUAGCCGCCCUGCCUGUACCCACCAUUGCCGCAAUAGAUGGCUACGCGUUGGGUGGUGGACUGGAACUGGCGUUAGCUUGUGACCUUCGAGUAGCAGCUUCAUCAGCUAAAAUGGGCCUUAUUGAGACCACAAGAGGGCUUCUUCCUGGAGCAGGUGGAACCCAGCGCCUGCCCAGAUGUGUUGGAAUAGGUCUUGCAAAAGAACUCAUUUUCACUGGGAGACAGGUUGACGGACAACAAGCCUUCUCAAUGGGAUUAGUAAAUCACGCAGUGCCACAGAACAGUGACGGAGAUGCAGCGUACCAGAGAGCAUUAACUUUGGCUAAAGAAAUCCUUCCUCAGGCUCCAUUUGCUGUGAAAAUGGGAAAACUGGCAAUAAACAGAGGAAUGGAGGUUGACAUUGCAUCAGGGAUGGCUAUUGAGGGGAUGUGUUACGCCCAGAAUAUUCCCACAAGAGACCGUCAGGAAGGGAUGGCUGCCUUCAGGGAGAAACGACCACCUCAGUUUAUUGGCAAAUAAUGCUUCCUGGCUUCCCCUUGAUUUUUUUGAAGGUAAAGGAAGACGGAAGAGGGCCCACUGAUUUCUUGGGAUUACUUUUAGGACUGCAUUUUGUAUACUUCACUCCUUGCCUUGGACUAUAAUUCUGAAUACUCCACUGGAUCAUUUUGCUGGAAGAAUUCCCAAAUAAAGAUUUAACUUUUUAAA
Messenger RNA from Charadrius vociferus (killdeer), 939 nucleotides. It is a transcript of the gene ECHDC2, whose product is annotated as enoyl CoA hydratase domain containing 2. Gene Ontology annotation, cellular component: mitochondrion. The coding region runs from base 13 to 753 and encodes 246 amino acids. Gene Ontology annotation, biological process: fatty acid beta-oxidation. Gene Ontology annotation, molecular function: enoyl-CoA hydratase activity. The record is from RefSeq and is a predicted model, not a curated record. The transcript is spliced from 9 exons. NCBI's taxonomy places the organism in Eukaryota, Metazoa, Chordata, Aves, Charadriiformes, Charadriidae.